Molecule: messenger RNA, 2223 nt
Organism: Leptosia nina
Lineage: Eukaryota; Metazoa; Arthropoda; Insecta; Lepidoptera; Pieridae
Source: the annotation of a GenBank genome assembly
AUGCCGAGCCAAAUAUUGUAUUUUGUUUUGUUUGCCGGAUUUUUGGUGACUCUGUCGGCCGCGAAUACGGAAAUGUCAUGUGCUAAUGUGAAAACCAUAUUCGAGAAAAAAGGAAUGUUAUCGAUGAUCGAUUUACAAGAGCAGCCGAUUUCAGAUGCAGGAGAGCUAUGUUCAAAUAAGGGCUGCUGCGGCCCCAAUGCCCGACCUAGACUAAUACAACAGGCGCGUACGCAGCUCGAAGGAACGCUACGGACUGAACUUACCAAAUUAGCAGACAUUCUAGGGAAUAAGGCAAAGAAAUUCGAUGAAUUCUUCCGGAAACUCCUGCAGCUCUCUCGCGAGGAGUUCCAUGCGAUGUUCAAGCGAACAUACGGCAUGAUCUACGAACAACAUUCCUAUGUCUUCGUGCAGCUGUUUGAGCAAUUGGAAAGGUAUUACACACGCGGCGACACUGACUUCGACGAGAUGAUGGACAGUUUCUUUGGCAUCCUCUACCAGAAAAUGUUUACGGUUCUUAACUCGCAGUACAGUUUCGAUGAAAAAUAUCUUAAAUGUGUAAGUGAGCACAUGCGAGACAUACAGCCGUUUGAAGAUGUGCCCUCGAAGUUGUCGGUGCAGCUGCGUAGAGCUUUCGUUGCUACGCGCACCUUCCACAAGGCGUUGCGAGCUGGUGCUGAUGUCGUCAGAAAUAUGAUACAGGUUGGUGUUAGUCAAGAAUGCGUAACGUCUUGGGCUAAGUUGCGAUUCUGCGGUGGCUGCGCGGGCGACGCGACUCUCGCCUGCAGCAGAUAUUGUCACAACGUCAUCAGAGGCUGUCUCCCAGCUCAUGCUGAUUUAAGCGAGCAAUGGGAUGCAUAUGUUGAUGCUGUUGAAAAAGUGGCAGACCGCCUCCUCGGUCCAUUCAACAUUGCAAUGGUAGUAGGUCCAAUCGACAUUAAAAUCUCCGAGGCGAUAAUGAGUUUCCAAGAGCACAACCAGGAGAUAUCGCAGAAAAUAUUCUCCGGUUGCGGUAAACCGGUUCUCGGAGGACCAAGCGGCAGCACCGGACCCUUCUUCGCUCCGGACAGAAACCGGCGUUUCGCUCGCUCCAUACCUGACUUCGACUGGAACAAGUCGAACGAUGUGGACGAUUUCGUUAUAGAAACGUCGUUAGAAACAUUAGUCAAUAACGACCCGUCGCUGAUUAGCCUCCGGACACCGGAGGACAUACGCAAAGCGACGGAAGAAAUGAAGGAACAGGCCAAGUCAAGGUCGCGUUUCCUGCAGUAUAUGAGGGGAGAUAUCAAUUUGCAACAGUUGGAACAGCACGAGAGGGAGAGAGAAAAGAGAGAUGCGGACCCCACUGGAGAUAUCGAUUUCAGAGCGUUUGAAUUCGACGGCAAACGGGGUUCCAAGAAGAAGAAGCCCGUCGCCACUAAAGUCGAAGAGAAUCAUGGUGCAGAGGGCGGUCCGGCUCUGGAGCGUUUAGUGAGAGAAACACGCGCUCGCGUACGCAGUUCGCGGAGAUAUUGGGCCCAUCUACCCGCCUUGCUUUGCGCGUCCACUAGCAUCACGUCCGCGCCCUGCUUCAAUGGAUCACAUGUAGCUACAUACACAGCAAUUGCUGCUGGGGACGGCAGUGCAGCGCUCGCAUCGAAUCCCGAGGUGCGUGGCGCACCACCCGCGCCGUCUGGCGUCGCACGCGCACAACUCGAUUCACUCAAAGCGCUCACUGCUAGACUCAAAGACGCUUACAACGGCGUCGAGGUGCAGUGGAAAGAUUCAGCUGAGGACUUGCAAGCAGCGGCUGCGAGCGAUGACUUAGUGGAAAGUGCCGGAUCGGGUUCUGGCUCCGGAGAUCACAUAGAUGACACGGAAGACUUGCCUGAUGAUGAUGAGGACAGAAAUCCGGAUAGCGACUAUCCAGAAGGUUCUGGCGACCACAGACCAGACACCGAAACGACGGAACCGGAACCAGAAGAGCCCAAUCGUCCUCCCAUACCAGAGGUGCCAUUUGUGCCAGAGAUCGUCGGUAGCCCGGGCACGAACAACGUCCAACCGCGGGUAUACACCGACCCCGAAAGCGGCGUAGUGCCCCAAGUGGAAAACGAACCUGUGGACCCCGCAAGAGAAGAGCCAGUCGCGGACUCCGCCGACAGACCGUCACUCCAAAAAGCACUAUUCACAUACGCUCUACCAGUCGUUUGCGCAUGGUUCGGUACCAUAGUCACCGAUUUGUUUUAA